This is a messenger RNA of Notolabrus celidotus (New Zealand spotty), 3366 nucleotides long. It is a transcript of the gene c20h17orf75, whose product is annotated as chromosome 20 C17orf75 homolog. The coding region runs from base 243 to 1421 and encodes 392 amino acids. Gene Ontology annotation, cellular component: trans-Golgi network. Lineage: Eukaryota; Metazoa; Chordata; Actinopteri; Labriformes; Labridae. The record is from RefSeq and is a predicted model, not a curated record. The transcript has 10 exons.
UGCGAGCCGGACAUUAGUCAAGAUGCACUGAAGAGCUGUGAGCAUGCGCACAAGGAACCUAGAUGCUAAAGCGAUAUCUGCUGCUGUAUUUGCAUGGAUACUUUUGCAAUUUAAAUAGAGGCCAUUCAUCCCAACGUCAAACACACCUGUCUACAAACUUCGCACAGAUUAAUAGUAGAGAAACGUAAUUUGUAUCUGAUACUUUUUCCGGUUACUAGCUCGCUUGGUGCGGCGGUGGGAUCAUGUUUACCUCCCAAACCUCGUCCUUCCAGGACUCAAUUGACGUGGAAGAGAGGGAUGACUUUGACAGCGAAGACAUAUCUGGAUACAGCCAGAAAACUCAGCUGAAUUGCUACUACACCAUCUAUCUUUAUCAAGGCACAAGAUCUGAGGCUUCUGGGGAAAAUGAAGCAUGGAACCAGAGACGAGCAGACUCCACAACCAGUCAUGAUGACUUUAGCCUGACACUCGUCGACAGCAGCCUGCCAUCUGAGGCCGAACCUGAGCUGCGGACGUAUAUUUCAAGGAGGCUGAGCAAAGGAGCUCUGCUGGGAGGCAUGGGCAACAUCGCCACUGUAGAACUGAGUAUCCCUGAGCAGGCAGUCGGUUGCUACUGCUGUCUCGUGGAGCAGGAAAGAUCUCCUGAGCAGCCGGAUGCUGAUGGAAAUGGAUACGUCAUCUGCUUCAUGGGCGGCUCCGAAAAAGGACUGAACCUAUUUAGAAUAGAGCUUGAUAAAUACGUUCAAGGCCUGCACAGCAGCUUGCAAACUCCAGAGCUGCAAAACCUUGAAACGGAGGUGCGUCCCUAUCUGAGCCGGUGGUAUGAGGAGUCUGUGAUGCACAUUCAUCGGGUGGUCCAGCUUGUCCAGAGCAACAUCAGCUUCUUACUUCAUGCUGCUUUGAGUCACACACCUGUGGAGGUCACUAAUUCAGAUGACAAGACAAAGGCUGAUGUGUCCAGGUUCAUCAAAGCAGCCAGUCUUCAGGGUCUGUCCCAACAAGACACUACAGCAGCAUCUCUGUGUAAAGCUAUCUCAGAGGACACACCCUCCGACCUCAUCAUAGACUGCUCCACCAGCCCGCCCACUCUCUCCAACUCUGUCAGUAAUCGUUUCUGCGAUGACUGGAUCCAGGCUUUUCUGAACGCUGCAGAGCGUUGUAAUCCUUUCCUGCUCAGACAGAUUCUGGAGAACUUCAAACUUAAGGCGAUCCAGGACAUGAACAGCCUGAAGCGUUACGUGCGGCAAGCAGAGAUGAGUCACUACGCCCUGUUCCGCUGCUGCCAGUUCCUGCAGGGCUGUGGAAAUGGGGAUGUGUUGCUGCAGAAUGCCAGAGCGGAGCACAGCGACCUGCCUGAAGCCUGCAGCAUCAUUUCUGUCCUGGAGGAGUUCCUCAGGGAGCAAUCCCAGGCCCAGGCUUGAUCACAUUGAAAAACAAAAUAACUCUACGUUUUUGAGGGCUGGAAACCUCAUCUGUUUCUGGUAGGUUGGCCACACACUAGCCGACUUUUGGAUCUUAACCAACUUUAAAACUGUGGGAGAGCACACACAUAUAAGGACAGUAACAAUCGCCUGAACACAAACACUUGACGACUCCACUAAGACCGUUAGACCACACACUUGACCAGAAAAAUAGUUACAGCAGUUUUCAGCAAUAGACAGGAGAGUACGACAAUACACUUACAAAGUUAAAAUAAAAUAAAGGUAAAGAAUAAGAAUAAAAAAUAAAAUAAGAUAAAAAUACAUUGGAAAAAAUGUGGAAAGAUGUGUGUAUUUGUCUGUGGAAAGAUCUCACAGUGGAGAUUCCACAGACACAAGAUCUCACAGGUAAUCCUUGCUGAGAAGACAAAUAGGUGUGGCUUAUAGCGCUGGUUGGUGAUGCUUCCCAGUCUGCUCCUCUCAUUGGUUAUUGUGAAUAUUCUGUCAGCAGCAGUCCUACCUAGAAUUAUAUAUAUCAAACAUGCUUGGUAUUUAUGAUCCCAGGAUGGGGAGGCUUUGAUUUGGUAGAGAGAAGUGGAAUAGUCAUAUAGCACUAACUCAUCAGGUCCUAAAUCGGCCUAAAAUCGUCUCGUGUGUGGCCAACCUAUGACAGCAGAUUACCUAAUACUCUUUUAAUCAUAGCACUACAUCCUAUAUUUAAUAUCACUUUGCUAGAUAAAAGCUUUGACAGUCGGGACAUUUCGACUAAACAACCUCCUACAUGGGGGAUUCAUGUUAUAAUGAGUUAUUAAAACACAUUCUUCCUGUACUGGCUUUACAGCUGAUUACAUUUGCUUCUCAGUUCUCAGAGUGGUGAUCAGAUCUGAAACAUGUACUGUAAAACACUGACAACGUAACAAUAGACCUUCAACAAACGUGUCUUUUUUUUUUUGCCUAAGAAUAGUGGACCAACUCUGAAACAUCACUACAUCUCAGUGACAGAGUAUUAUAUUUGGAGAUUAUAUUAGGAAAGAAUAGAUAGGUUAUAAUCUCAGUGAUGGUAGUUGAAAAUAAAUAUCAGUGUAAGGGUUGAGUGGCACUUUCCUCUAAACUUUAUCAUAGGCUAUUUUAUUGUGAGUGUAUCAUCUUAAUGAACCAAAUACUAUUAUGUUGCUAACUGACAAUGAUGAUGACAAAGAACCAAUCUAAUGUAAAGAGGCUGCUCCUGGAGUGGAUUUAUGAUUUUCUUACUGAUGUGCAAAUAUUCCUUUAUUAUUGUUUAUAUUUGAUCGUACUCAUUUUCUUUGGAGAAGGAACAUGUUGAGAAUGCACAGAUCACUUUUAUGCUUGUUACAUACGCCUUGCUUUUGUUUAUACUUCAAACCAGUACCUGCACUACUGUAUUAUUUUCCUAAUGGAUAAUGUACAUACAACUUGUCUUAUGGAGUGAUGUUAGAUGUGGGUUUAAUCGUUGUUUGGGAAAUCAGUGGUGUAAUAUUUUUAUCUUCCCAGCAUUACCAGCUCGAUGCGUAGUGUGAAAAAAUCUGUCAUCAUGUCCCUAAACAUUUACUCAUCAUUUGUUUUCUGUAAAAAAAAAAAUAGAAAUAUUUAUGGAAAAAUGAUAUAUAGAUAUUUAGGGCUUACAGAAAAGAUUAGCAUGCCCAAGUUUAAUUUAUCUUCCAGUGGACCUGCAGCUCAAGUGUCUCAAACCAUUCCUGUAAACCAGUCCAAAGUUUGUAUACAGCAAUAUAAAAGUUGGUGUUUUGUUUACUAGAAAGCUAUGAUCAACUUGUAGAAAGGCAUCUAACCCUGUAAACCACAAUGUGACUGCCCCGUUCUGUAAUAUGAAGUCAUUUCUGUACCAAGCGUUCUCAAUGCUUAUUAAUGUCUGUGUGGUUCUCUGGUGUGCAAAGAAGGAGCUGAAAUAAAUACAGUAAUAGAAUCUCUC